Molecule: messenger RNA, 1482 nt
Organism: Naegleria lovaniensis
Lineage: Eukaryota; Heterolobosea; Eutetramitea; Acrasida; Naegleriidae
Exons: 1
Coding region: 1-1482 (493 amino acids)
Source: RefSeq, a predicted model, not a curated record
AUGCGAUUCAGCAAGAAUGUUCAUCUCACGAAUCAUGAUGAUGAUGAUGAUUAUUUAAAUUAUGCUUUGAUUUCUAAAGUUUGUUACUUGGCUGUCAUUGAGGGAAUGCUUCGAUGGGCUCCAUGUACUUUCAAUCAACAAGCAUUGGCAACAAGUUUAAAGAAAUUAUGGGAGAAUGCCAUUGAAAAAUCGGUACUACUUCGCGCGGCCACCAUUAGUAACAACAGUGGUCAUGAUGAGAAUGAUGAUGCAAUGUUGAAAGUGUUGGCUCUUUCACUCAUUCAAUCCAAUAAUAUAUUUAUGAAUUGUGUGAAAUUGGAUUGGCUAAAAGGAUAUGCAUUUUGUAGAGCAGCACUUCAGGGCGUAACCGCUAAUGUCAAAGAUAUCAACAAGUAUUCAUAUCCUGCUUUGGUAAUUAUUAAGAAUGCUGGAAGUGUUACAGAUUCGAGGGGACAAACAAUGAAACCUCCAUUUCAAUAUGACCCUUUUAUUUACUUUCACAUUGGAACAAAAGAAUUAUUCGUAUUGGUAACAAAAUCCAAUCAUAAUUUGACAUCCUCUAACAACAGAUUUAAAGAUCUACUGUAUUAUUUCGUCAUUCAACAGAAAAAUGUGCAUAUUUUGAGAAAUCUAGCUCCAACAAUGAUGAGUAAUGAAUGGAACUAUUAUGUUGAAAAAUGGAAUUACCACAUUCCACCAAAUUUUCCCUUGGAUAUAAUGCCACAGCUCAUGAAAGGAUGUGGAAACGUGAAUAGAGUGUGGCAGAACUUACCACAAAAAUUCAAGCAAGAUCCACAAGUGGUGAUAAGCGCCAUGCAUCGACGGUACUGCAUCAGAUAUGGCUACUCCAAAGAUUUGACAUGCAUAGAUUGUUAUUUUACAGCACCACUCGAAACACAACUUCACCCCUCUGUUCUUCAUGCAUUAUUUUCCAAUCAAUACUCCAACCGGAUAUUCAUGAAGCCACAAUACCAUUUCGAAUUUGUGAAAAAACUGUUUGGAUUUUUCAAGACACAAGUUUCAAAUCACCAAUCAUGGACACAAAUCAAAUAUACCUUGCUUGCACAUUUUUUUAAAUCAUGGCAAGGUCCAAGAAAAGUGGAAUCAAGUUUGGAAUUUAUUCGAUCUACAGGAAAUCGAAAAGAAUUCACAAGCAAAGUUUUGCAUCUCAUCUUGGAAAUAUUCAAGAAAAGCCCAACAAUUACAAAACGCUCUCUACACAAAUUUGCACACUCCAUUCUUCCUUUACAUUUGAUAGAAGAUGAAGUUGUGCUGAGAGACGUGAUUGAGGCAAUGCCAGAAUUUGGACUAGUCUUAACAAGAAAUUACUGGAGCAAACACUUGUCAAUUCUUGAACGAUUUAUGAACAAUUUUCCCAAUGAUUCAUAUUACCAUUUGGCCUAUUGCGACUUGUUGAGCAGGAGUCUCAAGUAUUCUCAAGAAAAAUCGAAAAAGUUGAAAGAUUGUGCAAAGCAUUAUUGA